AUUUCGGUAAAAAAAUAAAUAAAAAAAUAUUUACUCAAAAAAAAAAAAGAAAGCCAAGAAAAAAUGGCUAACUCUGGCACGCCCAGGGCAGCUUCAACUGAUGCAAACGGCUUGGAGCUGCAGCAGCUGAUAUCACGCAGCUACAAAUCGAUGAACAAACUAGUUCACUUCUACAAUGGCCAGCUGCACGAGGAGCUGAGCACUUUGAUGAGCUCCCUGCAGCAGGAGCAGCCACCAGGCCGCAACAUCAGUGAACACAGCUCGCAGCUGACGGAGGCACUCGACUUAAAGUGUUUAGCAGGGUUUAACAAACUCAGCCACUAUCUGAUGAUGCGGCCCAGUUGCAGCAGCCUCGAUCUGCACGGCAGUGCUGAAUUCAGGCAACUCUAGGCAACGCGAAAAUUAUUCAUAGAACUUACUUCCGGCUCACAAUAAAUCCCAAUAAAUGGCAUUAAAGCGCCUUGCAAUACACUACGAAUUCGAGCACACUAACUGACACUUCUUAUUAUUUAUUUUAUAAGCGAGUUUCCCUCAUGAGUAAAUCAUUUUAUUAUGGUAUUUAAAAAGUUUAUGCGAAUUAUAUACGUCUGUUCUAUGAAUUUG
Messenger RNA from Drosophila virilis, 603 nucleotides. RefSeq lists its product as uncharacterized. NCBI's taxonomy places the organism in Eukaryota, Metazoa, Arthropoda, Insecta, Diptera, Drosophilidae. The record is from RefSeq and is a predicted model, not a curated record.